Pteronotus mesoamericanus is the source of this 1565-nucleotide messenger RNA. Its product is annotated as dynactin subunit 4-like. Gene Ontology annotation, cellular component: dynactin complex. The record is from RefSeq and is a predicted model, not a curated record. Lineage: Eukaryota; Metazoa; Chordata; Mammalia; Chiroptera; Mormoopidae.
AGGCGACAAUGAAGACGGCAGGAAGCGCAAUCUGCAAAUCCUAUGUUUAAAAAGGACCAAGGUUUAAAACUACUCUGAAUCUGGUUGACACCUCCCUCUCCAAGAUGGUGUCCUUGCUGCAAUCGGAGCGGGUUCUCUACCUAGUCCAGGGAGAAAAGAAGGUUCGGGCCCCUCUCGCACAGCUGUCCUUCUGCCGCUAUUGUAACGAGCUGCGGUCGCAGGAAUGUGUGUCUCACGAGGUGGACUCCCACUAUUGUCCCAGUUGCUUAGAAAAUAUGCCAUCAGCGGAAGCCAAACUAAAAAAGGACAGGUGCGCCAACUGCUUUGACUGUCCCGGAUGCAUGCACACGCUCUCCACCAGCGCAACAAGCAUCUCCACACAGCUUCCCGACGACCCAGCCAAGACCACCAUGAAGAGAGCCUAUUACCCGGCCUGCGGGUUUUGUCGCUGGACAUCUAGAGAUGUGGGCAUGGCAGACAACUCUGUGGCCAGUGGUGGUUGGCAGGAACCGGAAAGUCCUCACGCUCAGCGGAUGAACAAAUUGAUUGAAUAUUACCAGCAGCUUGCUCAGAAAGAGAAGGUUGAGCGAGAUCUCAAGAAACUGGCACGGCGUCGAAACUAUAUGCCUUUGGCUUUCUCGGACAAAUACGGUGUUGGAACGAGGCUCCAGCGACCACAAGCUGGUACUACCAUCAGCACCCUUGCCGGACUUUCCCUUAAAGAAGGGGAGGACGAGAAAGAGAGAAAGAUUGAGCCAGCUCAAGCUGUAGAUGUAGUGGAACCUCUAUCUGAAGACUAUUAUACAAGACCAGUAAAUUUAACAGAGGUAACCAGCCUUCAGCAGCGCUUUUUACAGCCUGACUUCCAGCCACUCUGGGCUUCUCAGCUCUACCCUCGUCACAAACAUCUUCUGAUCAAACGGUCCCUGCGCUGCCGGAAAUGUGCACAUACUUUGAGCAAGGCAGAAUUGAAUCCAACCUCUAUCAAAUUUAAAAUCCAACCGGUUGCUGUCAAUUAUAUCCCAGAAGUGAGAAUCAUGUCGAUUCCCAACCUUCACUACAGGAAGGAGAGCCAGGUCCUCCUGACUCUUACGAAUCCAGUGGAGACCCUCACCCACGUGACGCUGCCGGAGUGUGACGCAGGGGGCCCCGAUCAUAUCAACAGCACUGGUAUGGUGGCGGUGCCCAAAGAGCUUGUGUUGGCGGGCAAGGACGCCGCAGCUGCGUACGACGAGUUGGCGGACCCGCAGGACUUUGAGGACGAUCCUGACGUUAGAGCCUUCAGAAAGGCCGACAAAGUGGGUAUUUUCAUCAAAGUGACCCCACAACGUGAGGAGGGCGAAGUGACCGUGUGCUUUAAGAUGAAGCAUGAUUUUAAAAACCUGGCAGCCCCCCUCCGCCCCAUCGAAGAAAGUGGCCAGGGCACUGAGGUCAUCUGGCUCACUCAGCAUGUGGAACUCAGCUUGGGCCCCCUUCUUCCUUCAAAGGUGCCCCUGGUGGGAAGAUUCCAAAGGACACUAUCACUACAAACCCAUGUCAACAUGUGGAAGCCGCUGCUUCAUUAG